AUGGUUCCCAUCUGGGCCAGAGCCACCACCAUUGUCAUCACCAUCCUCGCCGUCUUCAACAUAAGCCGCGCUGUCCGGCCAGCUCCUCCGUCCUUUGCCGAGACCAAAACCGAAAAGCCCAUUAGAUCAGAAACAAUCUACAAAGUCUCCGACAACCUGGCCGCAAUCUGCACCGCCUACGCCGCCCUCCUUUCGUUCACCGCCUCCCCGCACCCUCCCUCUCUCUACCAGUACCUCUCCGUCGCCGACUGCGCCCCGCCUAAACGCUGCCCUGCCCACGCCGUAUAUCUCGCCAUCGAGGACAGACUCAUCCAGAACUUUCCUCCGGAGCCUGGCCGCUUCUCCCGCGCCACAGCCGUCAACGCGUUGGUCACUGCCGUGCUCCUCGACGAGGAGACAAGAACCGUAUACGAUAACGUCUUUGAGCCCGCGCUUCGUAGCGCUAGGGACAGGAGUGCCGUUCUAAGGGCGCAUUGCGGACAAGAUUCGGCAGCGCAUGAAACAGCAGAGACUGAACAGCUCCAAGGUUACCUUAGUAGAGGCGAGUCGUCCUUCGGUGAACACAAGUGGUCCAUCGGUAGAGACAAGUCGUCUAUCGGUAGAGACGAGUCGUCAACGGGAUGUCAGUCAGGCCAGCUCAGGGACCACACCGGAAGAAACCAGAAGCCAGCAGGAUUCCGGUCAGGUACAAGACAAGACAGCCUGGCUGCAAACAUUGUGGAAUACGACCUCCUCGUUGAUGUUCAUGACCCACGGCUUGUUCCCGUACCUGUGCUCACGUACAGUCUUCUGGCCGCCUGGGCAGCUUAUGGCACGGAUUUCCCACCGCUGACAGUCUCCGAGACCGCCCCCAUCGCCUCCUUCGAGUCGUCCCUCCGUAAGGCCUUCAACUCAUUGGCCGGCGUGCAGCGCAACGCCAAGAACCUUCUCCAAGACAUCCACACCCGUCCCGCCGGUUCGGUACGGUGGUGGAGCAUUUCCAACACGCCCGCCGCUACAGCUCGAGAGCGCGUCUUGCGCCUCAUAGUCGUUCUCGAGGGCGGGCUGCGGUCCUUGGAGACGCUCGAAUCGAGUCUCGCGGCGAACGUGCUCGAACAGACGUUCAAACCGAUGUCGGCCACCUGCGAGUGGGACCGCAAAUUGCGCAAGCAGGAACAGGCACUGCGUGGGGAGCUGGUCUACAUUGGGGAUGACACCGAGCGGGAGGUAACGCUGCACGAGGCGCUGGAGAGCGUGACACCCCACAGCGCCUCAGCGCGUAUCGCGUGCCGGGUCACAGAGAUAUCGACAGAGCAGCUGCGUACGUUGCGGGGGAGGCUGCAGCGGGGAGCGGUGCCAAAGAUGGUGGAGCUGGGCAGGUCCGCACAGUUGUUGGCGGCGGAGGGCAGAGCGAAAGGAAGAUGGGCAACAGAGGCAGAUGUGGCACGAUGGGAGGAGGAGGUCGUUCAGCUUGCGGUGGAUUUUGAGAAAGUUGUUGCAGAGGCGUGGAAGGGAUGGGACGGGGAAUUUCGCGGGUCGCUGUAA
This is a messenger RNA of Colletotrichum truncatum, 1524 nucleotides long. The record is from RefSeq and is a predicted model, not a curated record. NCBI's taxonomy places the organism in Eukaryota, Fungi, Ascomycota, Sordariomycetes, Glomerellales, Glomerellaceae.